This is a messenger RNA of Bactrocera oleae (olive fruit fly), 2372 nucleotides long. RefSeq names its product upstream transcription factor usf (gene Usf). Gene Ontology annotation, biological process: regulation of transcription by RNA polymerase II. NCBI's taxonomy places the organism in Eukaryota, Metazoa, Arthropoda, Insecta, Diptera, Tephritidae. Gene Ontology annotation, molecular function: RNA polymerase II cis-regulatory region sequence-specific DNA binding; DNA-binding transcription factor activity, RNA polymerase II-specific; protein dimerization activity. The record is from RefSeq and is a predicted model, not a curated record.
UUCUUCAUUGUUUUCAUAACGAAAAAGUCAAAACUGUAAAUACAAGGCGAAAAGAAAAUUUUAUUUUGAUGGUCAUUUUGGACGUCAGACGAAACCAUAUUAUUACAGCGAUACCAAAGGUAGUAUGAAGUGAACACCAGUAUGAAUAACAGGAAUAAGCGAGCACGACUGGAGUUGUCUUUGGCGCCGGCAACUAUUGAUGCUGGCAUCAGUAAUAGCUGCUCUGUGAAUGCAACCGAUAUAACGUCCAGCAUUGGUGGCACGCCAAAUAUCUUUUUGGGCAAUUCUUCGAAUGCGAGUGCCAAUAGCACUAAUUCGGUUAGUAUGUUACCCACAAAUGUAUUUCUUACAAUCUGUGAUGAGAACUCAAAUGAGUCGCAGGAAUAUCUAGCCAUUGGCAGUACUCUGACACCGAUUAAACAAGAACAUGCUGAUACUUUAUGCAGUAGUAGCACUCAGGCAACACAAACCUUGCCAUUGCAAUAUCGCCUUGUCAAUCAAAUACAACGUCAACCCCACAAUAUCGAUAAUAUUGACAACAGCAGCAUUGUCAGUGAUAGUGCAACUACGACUUUUAAUGCUGCGUUGCCAAUGCAUCUAUCGAACGGUUGCGAAAUUUAUAUAGUCAAGGAGUAUGUAGACAAUGUGCCCAACAUGCUCACAGAUGAAAGCGAGUUAUUGCAAGGACCAACAAAUACGCCAGCGACCGAGUCAAUAGAAUCAAUUAAAUUAGAGCCGGACUCUUGUGUAACGUCUACAGCAUGCGCCAGUGCUGCUACUUCCACAACCACAAUAAAUGGUGUGCAAAUUCUGCGUAAUACACCACAGCCGCUUAUUAACGCUAACAAGUCGGUCAAUGUCAUUGGCGAUGGGCGUACAAAUGCAAAUAGAAAUGCCACGGCGGUAGCAAACAUUAGCGUUCCAGACACACAGGGCAAUAGUACAAAGCGCAGUUGCAUAUUAGAGGCGUAUAAAAAGCGCGAUGAUAAACGACGCGCAACGCAUAACGAAGUGGAACGACGGCGACGCGAUAAAAUAAACAAUUGGAUUUUUAAACUGAAAGAAAUGCUGCCGACCGAAGGCGUCAAUAAUAAUAACAACAACAACAAUAAUCAACAAAUUGGCAUAGUGGAACAGUUGACAGCCAAAACGAGUACUAGCAGUAAUUCUAGCAAUAACAGCAGCAAUCGCACGCCGCCCAAUGAUUCCAAGUCACAAAUACUAAUCAAAGCUUGCGAGUAUAUCAAAACCAUGCAGGACGAGUUAAAGAGUCUGCGUGAGUGCCUUAGCGAAAAUGAGAACCUGCGUCUGAGCAAUCAGCGUUUACAAAAUGAAUUAAACAAAUUGCAGCGCGAACGUGCAGCGAACGCAAGCGCCAAUUUACACACGCGCAAUUUCAAUAACAAUUUCAAUAUAACCUUAAACAGUUUAAAUAGCAAUAAUAGCAAUGGCAGUGGUGGUGGUGGCAGCGCCAGCAGUAGCCCUGAUGGCACUGGCAACAGCAUUUUCGCCGCGCUCAAUAUUCCACCACACACAAGCAACGCGAAUACGUACACGAAACGCGAGUUAAUCAUACGAGAUUAUGUCGAUUAGAAUUUUAGUCAUUUGUUAUAUAUAAUAUAUAAAUUUUUUUUUUACUUAAAUAACUGUAUCGAAGUGAUGCUACAAAUGUACAACUAACAGGCUGAAACUUCUGCAGUGCUAAACGAGUUGUUAUUUAUUAUAUUUACUGACACGACACUCACUAUACAUUGCUCAGUACGAGUGCAAAGAAUUUACUAUUUCACUAUUAUUGUUAACGUAAUAUACUGUUUGUAAUAAUAUAACUAAAUAUAUAUAUUUAAAUUUAAAAAAAAUCACUAGGUACUGUACUACGCUAAAGCUAUCAACUUGAAAUGUGUAAUUCAAUUUAAAGCUCUAGUUACUAUGUGCUUCUCUAAUACAUAUUAUAUGCGCUUCCUCUAAUUAGUGCUUAGUUAAAUCUCACUUUUACUCUAACUCUAUAACUCUCACAUAUAUACAUAUAUACACAUAUAAAUGCUAAACCUAGCCAUAUACAAAACACUUGUUGCUUAAAUUUAAUUAAUUAAGCGAAAAUCAAAGUUUUAUAAGCAAAAUAUACAUAUGUACAUGUAUAAAUGUGUGUGUUGAAUUAUGCAAAGCAUACUUUUUUUUUAAAUUUUGUUAUAUAAGUUUAAUGUGCAAUUUAUGGAAUUUAAAACGAUUUAUCAGGGAUAAUAUUUAAGUUCAAUUUUUAUUUUUUUUUAUUUAAGAUUUUAAUAUUUAAGUUGAAUUUUUUUUUUUAUUAAGAUUUUAGUAUUUAAGUUGACAAUACAAAUGCUUAACUUUUUAAAUAAAGUUAUAAAAUUGUA